CUAUAAUCUUAUUUUGGGAAAAUCCUCAUAAUUCAUCAAACAGUUGACGCACUACCAAUGAUCCUGUUAUUCCUGUGCUGUUUUAAAAUCACAUGCUGUGAUUUUCAAAUUCAACAAGGGUGAAAAACAUUUUCUGAACAAUAUUCGGAUCGAUGCCCAAGAGAUAUAAUAAAAACAAAAUUAGGCAACAAGACAAUAACAGAAAUGGAAAACAGCCGGUGGUGACUCCGCAGGGGUAGGCUCAUGUGCUUCCCACCCACGUGCACUCCCGUGUUUCCUCUUUUAAUAUUACGGAAGUAUAUUGGUUUUCUCUGUCCCAGAUUUCUUUUCAUACUUUAGGCCCCAACACCUUCCAACUUUCAGCCAGUGACUUCAUUCUCUCACCUUCUUUCUUAAUACAGAAAAUAUUAAUUUCGCAUAAUCAAAAAGAGAAUCAAGGAAGCUUCAAAAAAAAAGAGAGAAUCAAAGACGGAUUCCUUUUCCUUCCAAACAAUUUGAAUCUGUACUUCUCUGUGGUGUGAAUUCUAGUGAUUCCUGGUAUGUUCUUCUCUUAUCUCUGUUUUCUUUCUUCUCUGGGAUUUUCGUUUUUAUCCGCAGAUGUUGAAGAAUGAUUUUCUGUUAACCUCUGUUUUUUAAUUAUUAUGUAUAUAUGAUUAUAUGCGUAUGCAUGUAUGGAAUUAAUUAAUGAUGAUGUGGGGAACAGGGAAAGUUAUCAUCUUUAAAAUUGGGUGGCCAACUUCAAUUUGCAAAAUUAAAUGCUGUGCCUGGACAGAUAUGGUCAUAUGAAGGAUCCAUCCUUAUUCGUAGAUGUUUGAUUAUUUAUUGGGUAUUUAUUCUACUGUUUCCACUUCCAAAUAUUCGUGUGAAAUAAAGCCAUGUGAAUCUCCUCCCAUGCAGAGCUUUUAAUACAAAUUGUAUUCGGAGAGAGUUUGUUUAAAGGUGUACAUAAUGGUGUAUAAUUGCCAAAUGGUGACCUUGCCUAAAGUAUAAAUUCAGCUGGACCUUUACACAAAAUCUUAUAGUGUAUAAUCAAAUUCUUUCAUAUUUCGUGUUAGCCGGGGCCUAAUUGAGCUGCCCCCUACUUAUGCCUCGUGGCCUAGCUUGCGCCUCUUUUUUCCGUAGUAGUUUUGAAUAAAGUUCCUUAGGACAUCUUUAAUGAGAGGUAGAUAAGUUAGUAAGAUCAUGGAUAUAACUAGUUAUUUAGAGCUCGUUUGGUAACAUUGAAAUUGACUGAAUCGGUUGAAUCUGCUCAAAUUGAUGAAGUUUUGGCUGAAACGGCUGAAUGGUCUGAAUCUUUUGAAUGUAGAAAAGUUAUAUUUAAAAUACGGAGGAUUUUAAUUAAUGAAAUAAAGAAAAAAAUAUCUGAAAAAUAACUAAAAUUGUCCUCUACACUAACAUCACCCAAUCCAGUCAGAAAAGAAACUCUACAACAACAACAUCCAAGCCUUAUUUCCAAAAGUAACUAUAACCUUACUUAUUUUGAUUAUUACAUAACUCACCGUGCGAAAUAAAAAAUUAAGUAUUUGAUGAAAAAGUUGGUUGAUAAGGCUCAUAAGUCGAAAGCAGGGGUCAUCAAAAGGGCUCUUAGUUGAAUUCAAUCUUUUAAUGCGAUUUGGUCCAUGUCCAUAGUGUAGUUGUAUAACCUCAUUCCAAUCCCGAAUUCCAUUAACAGAAAUACUUAACUCUCAUAUGUCUUUCAUAAGAUGUUGAUCAUGUUCAAACUUUAUCAUAUUAGCUUCACCUUGUUGUCUAUUGGAGACUUUUAAAUUUACUAGCAUAUUUCACCAUUCAACGCCUUUUUUCCAGUCCAUUGCCACCUUUCUUUUUCAGCUUCUACUAUGGAGUAAGUUUGCUGUGUAUCACCACAUUUAGCUGAUCAGCUCUCAUUUUCAACCUUAUUUAUAUUUGUUGCUUUAUACACAUGAAUCUACAAUGGCUUCACCUAUUUGCAACUCUGAAAUUGAAACCUCCAAUGGUUGAUGUGUUAGAAUUCCUCAUAGAAAAUUACAGAGAGAAUGGUGGUUUAACCCAAGUGCUUUAAGUGACCCCAAACUAAGCCUAAUUUUAUCAUAUUGAUAGAUAAAGGUAUCCAGAUUAUAAAAGAAAGAAAGAAAGAAAGUAAAGAGAUCUAGAGACUGAAAGUUAUGUGUACUAAUGAUUAGAAUGUUAGAGCUUGAAUGCUUAUUAUGGCAACAAUCAAUGCUAACUAAUGUACAAGCAACUCGUGUCCUGUAAUGGUUAAAUGCUAAUGGCGUGUGUCCUUGCCAGGGCGGGGAAUCACGAGUUGACGGUUAUCCAUGAAUCAGAUGCUGAAUUGCUGACGUGUGCCCUUAACUUUGUUCUGGUUGUUCUUGGAUUCUGGUUGCAACUUGAUUCAUAACAGCGGCUCUUGGAUGGAGGAUGUGAAAGUGGAGCAUUUGAAAGAUGAGGAACUUGAAGAAGAGGAUCACCCCUCUCCUUCAGAUAAUUUCAUCCCAACAUCUUCAGUUGAAGAAAACGACACAGAUAAAAUAUCUCAAAGCUCCAUGCUUGAGCAGGAAGCAUUACUUCCAUCCACAGGGAAUCUAGAAUGCUUAUCUAGUAAUAGUUCAGACGUGCUGAAUCUUCCAAAAGAAUCUAUUUUGCCAGAUCAGCUAGUAACAAUAGCCCACAUUGCCUCAGAGUUAUCUACAGAAAUAAUUUCUCCUAAAUGUAUCGCAGAUGUUGCCACCACACUUUCCAUCCCAUCCCAUAUCGCAAGAGAGUCUGAGGGAGACAAUAAUAAUACAAAAAUCAGAGACCAUGAUGAGUUAGAUGCUCAUAGCAGUAGCAGAAGUGAUGGCGCUGAUACAUCAUCCCAUGAAGUGGAAGGGACUGAAAGUGAAAGUUACUCAGAAACAAGAAAAAGUGUUUCUUCUGAGGUUUCUAAAGAAGCUACCAGUCCGGGUAGUGAAAAUGCUCUUAUAAACCGUGGUCAAAUUGACACAACGGCACCUAUUGAAUCAGUGAAGCAAGCUGUUUCUAAAUUCGGUGGUAUUGUUGACUGGAAAGCUCAUCGAGCUCAGACUUUUGAGAGACGGAAGAUUAUUGAUCAAGAACUGGGGAAAGUGCAGGAGGAGAUCCCAUUGUUGAAAAAACAAUGUGAGGCUGCCGAGAAGGCAAAAACGCAAGUCCUGGAGGAUUUGGAUAGCACCAAAAGACUAGUUGAAGAGCUGAAGCUAAACCUGGAGAGAGCACAGACAGAGGAGCAACAAGCUAAACAAGAUUCUGAGCUUGCAAGGCUCAGAGUCGAAGAGAUUGAGCAAGGGAUCACCAAUGAAGCAAGCUUUGCAGCAAAAGUGCAGCUUGAGGUUGCCAGAGCACGGCAUGAGGCUGCAGUUUCUGAGCUGGAAACUGUGAGGGCAGAGUUGCAGAAACUCCGUUCAGAUUAUGCCCUCGCUGUCUCUGAGAGAGAUGAAGCCGUGAAAAAAGCAGAGGAAGCAGUUUCUGCAUCCAGAGGAGUUGAGAAGACAGUGGAGGAUUUGACUAUUGAGGUCAUAACCUUAAAGCAAUCCUUAGAAGCAGCGCAUGCUGCACAUUUGGAGGCGGAAGAACAUAGACUCGGGGCAGCCAUGGCCAGAGAGCAAGAUAUUCUUUACUGGGAGAAAGAAUUAAAAGAGGCAGAAGAGGAGGUGGAGAAGGCAAACCAGCAGAAUCAGUCUGUUAAGGAUCUGAAAUCAAAUCUAGAUACUGCUUCCUCUUUGCUGCUUGAUCUUAAAUUAGAAUUCGCCACUUAUAUGGACUCAAAGAAGCUUCUAAAAACCGAGGAAGAAUCCACUAGGAAGGAGCUCGAAGAGGUGAAACUUAACAUAGAUAAAGCAAUGGAUGAAGUGAACUGCUUAAAAGUGGCGGCCGAUUCAUUAAGGGCAGAACUACAAAACGAAAAGUCCGAACUUUCCGCCAUCCAACAGAGGGAAGCCAUGGCAUCAAUUGCCGUGGCAUCUCUAGAAACCGAGCUGCAGAGGACCAAAUCAGAGAUCUCCAUUGCACAUAUAAAGAAGAAAGAAGCCAUAGAAAGGCUCGUAAAUCUUCCAAAGCAACUCCAAGAGGCGGGGAAAGAGGCUGACCUGGCAAAGUCACUAGCCGAAGCAGCACGCGAAGAGCUGAGGAAAGCAAAGGAGGAAGCAGAGCAAGCAAAGGCAGGAGCUAGAACCGUAGAGAGCAGACUAGUCGCUGCCCAAAAGGAGAUAGAAGCUGCAAAAGCUUCAGAGAGAUUGGCUGUCUUAGCCAUCAAUGCCCUGCAAGAGAGCGGAUCAGGUGGUCAACCCAUCAACGAUCAGGAUUCUCCAAAACAAGUGACGCUCUCUUUAGAAGAAUACUAUGAGCUGAGCAAGCAGGCACAUGAGGCAGAAGAGGAAGCUAACAUGAGAGUGGCUGCUUCCAUCUCCCAAAUUGAGGUGGCCAAGGAGUCGGAGUUGAAGAGCCUGACCAAGCUAGAGGAAGUUAACCGUGAGAUAGCCGGAAGGAGGGAGAGUCUAAGGGUUGCAUUAGAGAAGGCAGAGAAAGCCAAGCAAGGGAAGCUGGCUAUGGAGCAAGAACUAAGAAGAUGGAGGGCUGAGCACGAGGAGAGACGGAAAGCCAAUGAACAGGUUAGGGUCAUGAACCGGACCGUAAGCUCGUCACUGAGUUUUGUGGAGAGAAGUGAAACAAAAGCUGCUGCUUCUAGCCCGAAAGAAUCAUCCGUGCAAGAAAGCAGCAACGACAUAUCCGAUUCAUCUCCUGAAGUGAAGACUGUGAAGAAGAAAAAGAAGUCAUUCUUCCCAAGGUUCUUCAUGUUCUUUAUGAGAAAGAAAGUGGAGUCUAAGUUAGAAUGAUUAGUUAUCUCAAAGAGGAACUAUCAUAGUUUUCUUUGUACAAUAAUUGAUCUUCGGGUACAGCAUAUGCCAAGGUGGAAGAAUAGUAACUUACACAUGUUUGGUGAGGAUUAUGGAGCAGUAAGUCACUCUUGUAAUUACUUUGUGUUUGUUGUAAUGUAUAGUCAUGCUAGUUUUGUCAAGGUAUAAGAAGUAUGGGUUACUUGUAGUUUUUCUUUUUUCACUGGAGUUGUGAAAGAUGACUCACUUGCCCUGCAAUUUUAUAUCAUUGGGCGUGCCAAUUGAAUAUGCGCUUGAUCAGAUAUGAUUAUAUGAAUAAUGUAUGAGAAGUUGGAAUUGAAUGUGCAGAUUCUGGUUGGUGUGGCUUG
This is a messenger RNA of Cuscuta epithymum, 5200 nucleotides long. Lineage: Eukaryota; Viridiplantae; Streptophyta; Magnoliopsida; Solanales; Convolvulaceae. The record is from the annotation of a GenBank genome assembly.